This is a messenger RNA of Racocetra fulgida, 991 nucleotides long. NCBI's taxonomy places the organism in Eukaryota, Fungi, Glomeromycota, Glomeromycetes, Diversisporales, Gigasporaceae. The record is from the annotation of a GenBank genome assembly.
AUUUUUACGUUCUUUCAAAAGUUUUAGUCGCAUCUGAUAGAUUCAACAUGGAGACCCUCUUGAAUUGUAUUCAAGAAACAACUGCUAAAAAAAUUUUGGUUUUUAUCAAAAAAAAUCUAUUCGAUCUUUUUGAAUUUAUUAUGAAAUAUCAAACGUUUACUGCCAUAGAUAAACAAUUCAUGCAUGAAAUUGCAAAUGACCCAUACCUUUUAUUCAAUUCUGAAGAUUUUUUAAGACUAGAAGAAGAAAUGUUGCAAAAAAUCUUAUUAUGUAAUGAACUAAUAAUUUCCGAAUCUAAAAUUUGCGAGUAUCUAAUCAAAUGGUGCAAUGUGGAAAAUAACGAAACUAAACUCGAGCCAUUAUCCAAAUUAAUUCGUUUUCAUCAAAUGAAAAAAGAUGAAUUUUUUGAUCUUUGGAAAAAGUACAAAAAUAAAAUAAUCUCGGAUGGAUUGUUAGAAGAUAUAAUUGGAUUUUUUAUGUGUAAUCAUCCACAAAAACUUAACAGAGCACCAUUUAGAUUAGGAAAUAAUCAAACUUCCAGAAUCAUCAGUAAACAUGAAGAUUUCUUGGAAAUUUCUUCUUGGAUCGAUAAUGAUAAAGGAAAAGGAUCAUUUAGAUUUGAUCUUAUAUUUGAUAAUAGUUUCUUUGGUGACGAUUUCCACGCAAAUUCAUUCCAUAAAAUAUGCGACGGAACAUUUUCAACAAUCACCUUAUUUGCUUUAGAUAACUGUAUUGUUGGAGGAUAUAAUCCACUUGGUUGGUCCUGUGAAAACAAAUGGAUUUAUUGCGAAUCGAAUUUUAUAUUCGCAUAUAAAAAUAAUCCUAAAAAUGCUAAACUAUCUCGUGUUUUAGGAAAGAAUAGGGCAAUUAGACAUCAUCUAAAAUAUGGACCUUGGUUUGGUGAAGGUCCAGAUCUUCGUGUUCAAAAAGAAUUGAAAAUCAUUGAAUUAAAGCCAAAAUCAUACCCCAAAUUAUUUGAUUCUAACGUAGA